Theileria equi strain WA is the source of this 523-nucleotide messenger RNA. RefSeq names its product 40S ribosomal protein S17, putative. Gene Ontology annotation, biological process: translation. The record is from RefSeq and is a predicted model, not a curated record. The transcript is spliced from 5 exons. Gene Ontology annotation, cellular component: ribosome. Gene Ontology annotation, molecular function: structural constituent of ribosome. Lineage: Eukaryota; Apicomplexa; Aconoidasida; Piroplasmida; Theileriidae. Bases 115 to 507 code for a protein of 130 amino acids.
AAACGUUCAAGCGAUUCAAGUAGAUUUAUGAUGAGUAUUUAGUAGAAUCGUAGAGAAUAUCAAAAUCUACAGAUAAAACAGAUUUAAAGCGUAUAUUUCUCAAAAUUUCUAAAAAUGGGUCGCGUCAGAACAAAGACCGUUAAGCGUGCUGCACGCCAAAUUGUCGAAAAGUACUAUGGAAAGCUCGGUUUGGACUUUCAGUAUAACAAAAAGGUUGCCGAAGAGGUUGCCUUGAUCCCAUCCAAGCGCAUGAGAAACAAGGUCGCUGGAUUCAUCACGCAUUUGAUGAGAAGAAUUCAAAAGGGACCCGUCAGAGGAAUCUCACUCAAAUUACAAGAGGAUGAAAGAGAAAGGAGAAUGGACUUUAUUCCAGAGAAAUCCGAGAUUGAUGUUCCAGUCAUCCAAAUCGAUCAGGAUACCGCUGAUAUGUUGACCUUUUUGAAGAUCAACAUUCCAAACAUCAAGGUUAUCUCACCAAACACCCACGAUCAUCGUGACAGACACUAAAUUUUUUGAACCUUCC